CUCGGCCCUCGUCGAGCCCAAUCCUCCAAAUCCCAAUCGAACCCGCCCGCCUCUCCCCCCAAACUCUCGCCCUGCUCGAGCACCUCGCCGCCGCCGGCCGCCGUCCCCGCCCCGCCGGCCGCCAUGGCUCGCAACGAGGAGAAGGCGCAGUCGAUGCUGAAUCGCUUCAUCACGAUGAAGCAGGAGGAGAAGCGCAAGCCCCGCGAGCGCCGGCCGUACCUCGCCUCCGAGUGCCGCGACCUCGCCGACGCCGAGCGCUGGCGCUCCGAGAUCCUCCGCGAGAUCGGCGCCAAGGUCGCCGAGAUCCAGAACGAGGGCCUCGGCGAGCACCGCCUCCGCGACCUCAACGACGAGAUCAACAAGCUCCUCCGCGAGCGCGGCCACUGGGAGCGGCGCAUCGUCGAGCUCGGCGGCCGCGACUACUCCCGCAGCUCCAACGCGCCGCUCAUGACCGACCUCGACGGAAACAUCGUCGCCGUCCCCAACCCCUCCGGCCGCGGGCCGGGGUACCGCUACUUCGGCGCCGCCAGGAAGCUCCCCGGCGUGCGGGAGCUCUUUGACAAGCCGCCCGAGACGCGGAAGCGCCGCACUCGCUACGAGAUCCACAAGCGCAUCAACGCCGGGUACUACGGUUACUAUGACGACGAGGACGGCGUGCUGGAGCGCCUUGAGGCCCCUGCAGAGAAGCGCAUGCGGGAGGAGGUCGUUACAGAGUGGCACCGCGUGGAGCGGGUGCGGCGGGAGGCCAUGAAGGGGGUGAUGAGCGGCGAGGUGGCUGCCGCCGGUGGCCGCGGUGGGGAAGCUGCUAGGGAGGUGCUGUUUGAGGGGGUGGAGGAGGAGGUCGAAGAGGAGAGAAAGCGUGAGGAAGAGAAGAGGGAAAGGGAGAAAGGGGAGGACGCUGGGAGGGAAUUUGUUGCACAUGUGCCGCUACCUGAUGAGAAGGAGAUUGAGCGUAUGGUCUUAGAGAGGAAGAAGAAGGAGCUGCUUAGCAAGUAUGCAAGUGAUACCCUGCUGGUCGAACAGGAGGAGGCCAAGGAGAUGCUCAAUGUGCGACGAUAGAAGAGACGGUUGUCCAAUUGCCACAUUGGUGGGUUCUUCAUGGUUUGAAGCUGAGUGGUGGGCGCUGAAGCCCACAAAGGAACAAUCUUUCAGUGGCUGGCAUCGACACAAACCUAGAAGAUGUCUAAUGUGAAAGACAAGGGGUUUGCCUGAAUUGCAUCAGUAUUUUUAAUCAGCCUGAGUGAUGACUGGUGCCUGGUGGCAGUUUAAUGAAGGCUAAACCAGCGGCAGGCAUGCCGCGUAUAUGGGCACAGUGCACUAUCUGUUAUCAUGCACUUAGCCAUUGGCUACAGACUCAGAAUUUCAGUGAUACAAGAGGAUCUGACGCUAUCUUUAAUUUAGCUCGAUAGGCACUUAGCCAUUGGCUAGACUCAGAAUUUCAGUGAUACAAGAGGAUCUGACGAUAUCUUUCAUUUAGCUCGAUUCGCCCUGUUUACAUCGUAUGCAGUUGAUGCAGAUGUACUCUCUGGAACCUACAUCGUAGGAAAUUUCCGUGAAACAAGAAAAAAUCAGACGUUUAAGUAUUA
Molecule: messenger RNA, 1586 nt
Organism: Panicum virgatum (switchgrass)
Lineage: Eukaryota; Viridiplantae; Streptophyta; Magnoliopsida; Poales; Poaceae
Product: pre-mRNA-splicing factor ISY1 homolog
Exons: 2
Coding region: 124-1059 (311 amino acids)
Biological process (GO): generation of catalytic spliceosome for second transesterification step; mRNA 3'-splice site recognition
Cellular component (GO): catalytic step 2 spliceosome; post-spliceosomal complex; post-mRNA release spliceosomal complex
Source: RefSeq, a predicted model, not a curated record